AUGGCGAAAACCGACAACGCUAGGGAUGAAAUAAGGUCAUUUCGGCAACUAUCGAGUGAACCGUUGCAUGAAGCGUUCACUCGAUUUAAGGAAUUGAUGCGGAGAUGCCCACAUCACCAAAUAGAAAAGUGGGAAUUGGUGAAGUGUUUUGUACGUGGGUUGGAUGACACAACAUGGAAUCGUCUCGAAUCGACGAGUAACGGGACUCUUUUAAGCAAUCACGAGGAUGACGAUUGGGAGUUCAUUGAAAGGAUGAGUAAAAGGUCAAAAGCGAAAGAGUCAGCUGAUCGAGCAAAAAAGCACCCCACCUCAAGAUCUUGGCCCGAUCGUGAUGUGAAUUCUAAGGAUCGAAUUGAAACGUUAGAGCGGGAGUUGGCUCGCAUGAAGAAAAGAGAAGUGAAUGCGGUGCAAUACGCCGUAUGUGAGGAAUGCGGAGAUAUCUGUCACCAGACCGAGAAUUGUCAAGCCACCGUGGAGGUGAAUCAAGUGUAUGGGGACCGAAGGUAUGGUAAUUCCUCCAACCAAAUGAACCCGAAUUUCCAAUCGGGAAAUCAAGGUGGGUAUUCGAACCAAACUCGCCAAAGAGGUUACAACCAAGAUGGUCACGGGUCGACGAAUAAUCAAGGAGGUGGUGGUGAUUUGAAUGCAAAGAUGGAUGUAAUGCUUUCGAUGAUGCAAGAGUCCAAGAAAGAGAAUGAAAUUCGGGACAAAUCGCAUGUAGCAUUAGCAAAACAAGUGGGCCAACUUGCGGAGGAAAUGGCACAAAUGAAGGGGAGCAUGGGAAAGCUCCCAAGUGACACCACGGUGAACCCUAAACAUCAAAGUUCAAGCACGGGCAAUGUGAGGAAUGUGCACAUUAGCGCAGUAAGUCUUCUUUCAAAUGAUGAGGUUUGUAGUAGUGUUGAAAGCAUUCCACCACCACAAUGUGUUGAUGGUGUAGUGGGAAAUACAAGAGAUGAGUCGGAAAAUAAAAAUGAACAAGAAACGAUUUCACAAGUUAAAAUUGAGAAAAUGAAUAAAAAGUCUUUUUGUGAAAAUUGUUUAAAUCAAAUUAAACCAAUUAAUGCAUCACAAGUUGAGGAAUGGUAUCCACCGAAGGACGAGGGGUGGGAAAAUUUUAAACAAGCAAAAAUUAAUUUACCGUUACUAGAUGACAUUAAAAAGGUUCCGGCUCAUGUGGAAUGCUUAAAGGAGUUAAGCAUCGAAAAACGGCACAACAAAUUACCCGAACCGGUUGAUUUGAUAUCUCAUGUGAGUGCCAUUUUAUCGAGUGCCCUUCCCCAAAAAGCCCAAGAUCCGGGAGACCCUCUUAUUCCAAUUCAAACUGGAACAUUUAAAAUUGAGAGGGCGCUCCUCGAUCUUGGAGCUUCUGUGAGCAUUUUACCCGGGAGUUUGUAUGACCAAUAUGAUUUUGGUCCAUUAAAAAAAAUUUGA
Molecule: messenger RNA, 1434 nt
Organism: Helianthus annuus (common sunflower)
Lineage: Eukaryota; Viridiplantae; Streptophyta; Magnoliopsida; Asterales; Asteraceae
Exons: 2
Coding region: 1-1434 (477 amino acids)
Source: RefSeq, a predicted model, not a curated record